Molecule: messenger RNA, 1164 nt
Organism: Rhipicephalus sanguineus (brown dog tick)
Lineage: Eukaryota; Metazoa; Arthropoda; Arachnida; Ixodida; Ixodidae
Product: carbohydrate sulfotransferase 5-like
Exons: 3
Coding region: 1-1164 (387 amino acids)
Biological process (GO): sulfur compound metabolic process; N-acetylglucosamine metabolic process
Molecular function (GO): N-acetylglucosamine 6-O-sulfotransferase activity
Source: RefSeq, a predicted model, not a curated record
AUGACGUCCGUCGGCAUUCGUGUAAAGGUAACGCCGCCUGCUUCACGGCCUCAAGGUGCGGCAAAAGCCGCUCCGAAACUCUCCCCUCCCAACGGAACUGCAGCGCUUUCGAAAAGUUCUAAGACGCGCACGACAGGUGCCAUCGCAACCGGCACCAACGCCUACUUAACGAAGUUUUUUGCCACAGAAGUCAAAGUGGCUAACACGGCGCCGAAACACGCGACUUUAAAGAGAGGUACAAACGACUCCUCCGACGGCAACUUUAAGUAUUCCAUAAAAGCCGUGCUGCUGAAGCAGUUCGCCGACACAGACCCUCAAGAGAAACCCCCGAACGUCCGGAGAAUCUUGGUAGUCGCCUACUUUCGGUCUGGAUCCUCCUUCCUGGGCCAUCUGCUGUCGGCGAACCCUCGGACCUUCUACCACUUCGAGCCACUGUGGAUGCUAUCAAGUGCGUCCCGGCUACGCGGAGAAGCGGCCCUUCGAGGACUCGAUUUCGUGACGGAUUUAUUCGGCUGUGAUUUCGUCAGCCAUUCGGACUACCUGCGACUGGCUGUGAAUCAUACACACCCAUUUAUGCACAACACUCAUUUGUGGGACGUUUGCAAGGGCGUCAAACGAGUCUGCCUCGAUCCCGAAUUUCUCAACGCUGUGUGCAAGAUGGCGCCGACGCAGGUGAUGAAGGUGACGCGCAUUGACAUGGACACCGUACGGCGUUAUCUACUGGACGGACCCCCGGCGACUGCGGAAAAUUUGAGCGUCGUGCAUCUAGUCCGCGACCCGCGUGCCAUCUGGCUGUCACGUCAACACCGUAAUUUCUGUAUUCUUGUACCUGACUGUUCGAGCGCCGCCGUGCUGUGCGACGAGAUCGAGCGCGAUAUGGAGGCUUUCGACAGGGUUCGUUACGAAGACCUUGUUCUGGACACUCUAAACGUAACCUCGAAAAUGUACCAUGCUCUCGAGAUGCCUUUCACCGAGUCUGUUACACAGUUCAUCGAGUCCCACACCCAUGAGAAUAACGUCACAGUGCAACGCGACCCUAUCGCCACCUCCAGAAACUCCAUAGACGUGGUCUACGCUUGGAAACGAAAAAUCAAGCCCGAGGAAGCUUUGCGCAUCAACAAGGAGUGCCGACGCGUGAUCAAAAGGCUUGGUUACGAACUCUGA